AUGACGGAGGGUGUCCAGUCGACCGAAGAUGCAGCAUCUACACGAGCCACCGAACAGGCGCGCUUGCGCAAGGAGCGACGAGAGGCCAAGAUCAGAGCCGGAGGGGCAGCACGCCUGAACAAGAUUACGGGUCUUGGAGGCGGCAUCCAGAGAGACCCGGCACCGCAGCCACCGUCGGAACCGGCCACAACGCAGCAGCCAAUUCAACGCGACCCGUCUGACGACCCGGAAGAGAUGGAUAUAUCUGAGCAUUUCUACAAACCCCAGACGGCCUCCCGUGAUCAACCCGGCGAUCCAGCCAAUAUCACAGAAGGGCAGCUCCGACAAAUGAUGCUGGGUCUGAACCGUCCGUCCCCAGCAGGCACUCCACCAGGCCGCGAUCCCUUCAUGGGCGGCUCGCCCAUGCCGGGAAUGGAGGGCAUGGCAGGAAUGGAGGGUAUGGACCAAGACCCGAUGAUGCAGAUGAUGUCAAAGAUGAUGGCAGGAGGUAUGCCGGGCGGAGCGGGCGGCGCGAACCCCUUCGCAGGUACGCCUUUGGAGUCACUAUUCGGCGGAGGCGGCGGCGGCGCCAAUCCCAUGCAGCAAGCACAGCAAGCAGCAUCGAACAAGACGGCCAACCUCUGGCGGAUCCUGCACGCAAUCUUCGCCUUGGGACUCGGGCUCUACGCAGCCUUUGCGACGACAUUCACGGGCACCAAGAUUGAACGGGAGACCGCCGCCAUCGAGAGCACGGGCAUGUUCGGAGAGAACAGCAUCGAGCAGACACGAGCAUACUUUUUCUACGUGUUCACCACUGUCGAGGCGGUGUUGCUCACGUCGCGGUACUUCUUGGACAAGAAUAAAUCACCGCCCAGUGGCUGGCUGUGGACUAUCAGUGGUUUCCUGCCAGGUGCGGUUGGAGGAUACGCGCGCCAUUCAUUGCGAUACGGGCAAAUCCUCAGUACUGUGCGCAAUGAUGCGUUGGUCUGCAUCUUUGUGCUGGGCGUUUGCUGCUUGUUGAGAUCAUAG
Molecule: messenger RNA, 1008 nt
Organism: Anthostomella pinea
Lineage: Eukaryota; Fungi; Ascomycota; Sordariomycetes; Xylariales; Xylariaceae
Source: the annotation of a GenBank genome assembly